AUGUUCCAUGAACAGCACAAAUUAAGAACGGAUGAAAGUGAAGAAGUGAAUGCAGAUACAAUGACUGCGAACUUAAAUUGUCAAGGAAUUUUUGAAAAAAUGAUGAACUUAAUGUUUAAAAGAACAAAUCUUAAUCAAGAUAAUACAAACCCAUAUGCAAACAAUAUUAUGAACAAUAAUUGGGAAAAUAGUUUUUAUAAAAAUUCAAAAAACUCGGAGAGUGAAAAGAUUGAAGAAUAUGUUCCAUCUCCAGAUGAAGUUGAGAGACCCAAGUUCAUAUAUACAUUAAAAUCAGGAGAUUAUAUGGUAUUAAAAAACCCUUUGCCUCCUGACUUAUCUCCAGAUGAUGCAAUAUCAUAUAUGAAUGGAAGAUUUCAAUUUGAUGGACAUCAACAAAUAGAAAUUGAAGAAGACACAUCAAGCUUUGAAGAGCGUUGUUUCGAUGAAAGUCAUGUGGAAUCAAGAGAUAUUAAGUAUUAUGUUAUUGUUACAUUCAUUCCUGUUACAGGAAUACUUAUAUAUUGUUGGCUUAAGUCUGAAAGACCGAAAUUUGCAAAACACUUAUUAAACUAUAUGUUUGGUUGUUUUAUAAUUCUUGGAUCAUUGUUAUUAAUCAUAUUAAUUUAA
This is a messenger RNA of Trichomonas vaginalis G3, 627 nucleotides long. RefSeq lists its product as uncharacterized. The record is from RefSeq and is a predicted model, not a curated record. The transcript has a single exon. Bases 1 to 627 code for a protein of 208 amino acids. NCBI's taxonomy places the organism in Eukaryota, Parabasalia, Trichomonadida, Trichomonadidae.